UUUAUCUGACGAGGGCUGCAGGAAACCAUCACAGCUUCAGUAUGACCGGCGACACUUUGCUCUGCUUCUUCCUGUCUCUGCAGAUCUCCAGCAUUCCUGCUGCAGUGAACCAGUUUACUGGAUCAGCAGGAGAAGAUUUCUCAGGACAUUGUGGCUCUUCUUUCUCUGGAAGCAGGAAGAUCUUCUGCAGGGAAAACUGUGAGGAAGGAAACGUUCUGAUAGAAACCACAAAGAAUUCAGCUGAAAACGGACGAUACGGCAUUGAAUAUGUCAAAGUUCAUGGACCAAACAUUUACAGCUUCUACGUGAAGAUCUCAGGCCUGACUGAGUCUGACUCGGGUCGGUACAGAUGUGGUUUGGGAGAAUCCUCAGUGUCCUACCAGGAUUUCACUCUCAGUGUUUCAGGAUAUCAGUCAACAUCCUCUGUUUCAACUCGUUCAGCCUCGACACCAACAGAUUCAUCGAAUCUCAACUACAGUACAGAAAGUUUCACACCUUCAUCUUCCUCGGUUUCUACCAAAGAGAACACAGCAACACCUGACUCAGGUUCUCCUUCCCAAUCCGCUGCAGAUGUUUGGCUGUUUGUGCUUCCAGCCCUGGCCGCCAUCGCCGCCCUGCUGUCUGCGAUGAUGAUGAUGGUGGUUUUCUGCAGACGAAGAUCAAAGAAACCUCAAACAGAUUCUCCUGUGGAAACCAAUCAAAGUCCUGCUGCCUGUGAGACGACCAGAAUCGAUGAUGAUGAUGUCAGAGAGGAAGACGGGCGGUGGAGAUCUGCUGACGUGGAAAUCUACUUGGCGUACAUCGACGCCAUCAGCAGCUCUGUGACUGCAGCCGCUGAUCAGCGCCAAGCUCCAGAUGAUGAAGAUGAUGAAGCUGAGGUGGAUUUCUCCAGCAGACUCUUGGACUCUGCGCUCAGAGCCGGUGGAGGCGUCAGCAGUGACGUCCUCUACUCUGAUAUCCGCCACGACGAGCUGCUCUACUCAAACAUUUUUUAAUCUGCUCCCAUUUAUUCUGAUGACGUUUUUAAUGUUAAACUGAGGCACAUCUGCAGGACAGUCUGGUUUUACACAGAAGCUGAAGUUCUGGACACAUUUCAACUGUAGAAAACAUCAAUUUAAAAGUCCAAACUAUCAGUUUUCAGUCAUUCCUUGGAGGAAAUCCUGAUUUAUUAAAUCUUACAUGUGGUUGUGACACCCAUCUACCCAGGAGUUUUGUUUGUUGUUUGUCUUUUUCUUUGGAUGGGCUCUACUGGAACGAAUUCGUUGUUCUUCUGUAGGAUGAUUCUGAUUCCAUCUACUUUAAUAUAUUUAAAAAGUCAAUUUGCCAAUAAAAGUGAUAAAGGUAUCUCCCAUUUACUUAUGAGAUCAGCUAAAUAUUAUUUAUUUCAUAAAGUAAAAACUAUUAAAAGCGUCUUAAAGCUGCUCCACA
This is a messenger RNA of Poecilia latipinna (sailfin molly), 1428 nucleotides long. RefSeq lists its product as uncharacterized. Gene Ontology annotation, molecular function: transmembrane signaling receptor activity. Bases 42 to 995 code for a protein of 317 amino acids. NCBI's taxonomy places the organism in Eukaryota, Metazoa, Chordata, Actinopteri, Cyprinodontiformes, Poeciliidae. The record is from RefSeq and is a predicted model, not a curated record. The transcript has 7 exons. Gene Ontology annotation, cellular component: plasma membrane; cell surface.